Messenger RNA from Diprion similis, 951 nucleotides. RefSeq names its product prefoldin subunit 3 (gene mgr). Gene Ontology annotation, cellular component: cytoplasm; prefoldin complex. The transcript has 2 exons. Gene Ontology annotation, biological process: microtubule-based process; tubulin complex assembly; protein folding. NCBI's taxonomy places the organism in Eukaryota, Metazoa, Arthropoda, Insecta, Hymenoptera, Diprionidae. Gene Ontology annotation, molecular function: tubulin binding. The record is from RefSeq and is a predicted model, not a curated record. Bases 77 to 652 code for a protein of 191 amino acids.
ACACCGACACGCUCGAACGGCGAGUUGAUUUCGACCGCGUGAGUCACGAAAUAGAAUAAAGAUAGAAAAUAUCAACAUGGAGGAGGGUGGCAAUAACGGAGAGACCAAGUUAGGAGGCGAUAAAAAAUCAUACGCCGGAAUACCGGAGGCAGACUUUGUGGAAGAUGUAGACGCAUUUAUGGCGAAACCAGACAACGAAGGGUCGGUGGACAAGGUGUUAAAGAAGCUGGACGAGCAGUACAGUAAAUAUAAAUUCAUGGAAUGUAAUUUAUCGAACAAACGUCGGAGGCUAAGAACGCAAAUUCCGGAGCUAGAGCGUUCUCUCGAAAUGAUCGAGAAGCUUCAGGCGGAGAAGAACAACAGCCAGGAUCUAGAGACGCAGUUUUUGCUGUCGGAACAGGUCUUUGCCAGGGCUCUGGUGCCGCCGACUAACAAAGUUUGUCUCUGGCUAGGGGCCAACGUGAUGCUGGAAUACACACUGGACGACGCCCAAGAGCUUCUAGUCAAAAACAUCGAAGCUGCCAAGAGAAAUCUCAGCUACCUAGAGCAUGAUUUGGACUUUUUGCGCGAUCAGUUUACAACGACGGAAGUCAAUAUGGCUAGGGUUUAUAAUUGGGAUGUUAAACGUAGACAGGCUAUGAAAUCGACGUGAAGUUUCUUUUUAGUUUUUUUUUUCCCCCCAGGAUUUGACAAAUUAAUAUCGUCGCUCCAGGAACUGAUGGUGUUGUUGCUUUUUUUUUUUUUUUCUUUUUUUUUUUCUAUUAUUAUUUAAACUCACCUUGCUUUGCACGCAACUGUGCAUUGAAAAGAACAAAUUAAAGUUAAUUCCUCAGUGGAAUUUCCAUUAACAUAAAAAGUUAUCGUUAUAAAAAUAUGAACGUGUAUAAAGUCGUGGUUUCGAUUCAUUGUUUUCAUAUUUGAGGAGAACGUUUGUAACAGUUUUUGCAUAUC